This is a messenger RNA of Protopolystoma xenopodis, 1224 nucleotides long. NCBI's taxonomy places the organism in Eukaryota, Metazoa, Platyhelminthes, Monogenea, Polystomatidea, Polystomatidae. The record is from the annotation of a GenBank genome assembly.
AUGGUACUCAAUGGUAGAGCUAGCCGACCAAGUCAGUCAGUCUCUUGCAGACCGCUGGCAGUCUGGCCCACCGACUGUGACGCCUGUACCAUUGCGCCCGCCUCGGCUGGCCGGGUUAGCUCGAAAGACAGCCUUCCUCUGGGGCCACAUUCGCCGGUGCACCAGCGAUUUGCGUCCUCCGGCAGGGUUCCCAGCCUAGGCACGACCGUGUUGGCUCUGUCGCGAAGUGUGCCCUUUGAGCCGAAUUCCGACUGCCUGGCCGCCCAAGGCUGGCAGUCGGGCGGUCGAACCCAGCUACCGCUGGCUCCGGGCUAUCAGAGGACGCCGCUUUCAGCACCAACAUUGCGCAGACGAACUCAGCUUCUGCGACAAGUCCCCAAUCCGCCUCAUUCGGGCGUGGCGAGCGGUAAAAGCAUCGGAGGGCUUGUCUCUCGCGGCUCGACGCACAACUUAAGACCGGCUCAUCCACAAUUGCCCGAUCGGUCGACUCGCCCUGCCGCACAGCCCAGGACUCGGCUCCUCCGACAACCCUGGUCCUCGUCGUCUUCCAUCUCUUCUGUCUCCUCCUCCGCGUUCUCGACCAACUUGCCCCCAACCUCUUGCCAACCACUUUACCUGACCGGUCACAAAACGCCUUGCCCGGCCCCGACUCAUCUCUUUGCACCUCCUCCCUCCCCCACGCAACCUCCGAUCCUGCCCUAUUCUGCUCGGUCGGUCUGUCAUCGUGGCACUGUCGGCCCAUCGUGUCGACUGGCCGGAAACACGCCGGCUCCUACGCCUGCCUUCGCAUCCCCCUCCUCCUCGUCGCCUUCGCUACCCGGCUCCUUCCAUUCGAAACAUGCUCCUUCUUCCUCCCUCGUCAAUGGGACUUGCAAGCCACAUGCUCGGCCUGUCGCCUCGACUCCGCUUCCUGACGUCAUGACGACCGUUGACUGCACACUACCCUCCCGACGGUGGCUGCCGGCCGAUGGUGUCAACGGUUAUGGCGUCCGUUGGCUCGGGGCAUUCGAUCGGUCGGACAGUUCGCGAAGUCCGAUCUCUUCGCAGGCUGGUGCAUCCUUUCUUCGACUUCCGGCGGCUGUUCGUCGUGCGCAGACAAUUGAUGAACUUAAACGGAUGAAUGCACAAGGCAUCCGUGAGUUCACAGAGCCUGAAGGCGGUUUCAUGCUGAUUUGCAUCCCUUCACAAAAAGGGAUUCGUCAAACAACAUACGUCUGGAAAUAG